AAACCGGAAAUUGAAACUGAAACGAGCGAAACAGGAACUUAAAAUCAUUAACAGACAUUUUAACUGUUGCCAUUUUCAGCUUUACUGUUUACCAAUCGUUAUGAGUUCACUCCACAUCAGUCUCCUCCACUCCCCGCUGGGAAGCUCCGUGACCUGGUGUGCGGACCCUCCUCUGCUCUCUGUCCGCCAGCGAAUGGGGUCAGUAUCCCAGAGCAGGUCCGGCACCGAUCGGUUGAGCGUCGGACCCAAGAAACGUCAACCCCGGGUUAUGUCCCUUCUCAGUCUCCGGAUAUUUUCACUCGUUCGCCUUUUCUCGCUUCUGCUCCAGCUUGGUGUGAUCGGUGCCGAAGUCAAAAGAGAAGAUGCCGUUGCAAUGCUUGGUUCAUCAGUUUUACUGGAUUCGGAAGUCGAAGUUAACCCACAGAAGCAAGAGAUCAUUUGGACAUUCAUCAGCAGCCACAACAGCCCUGUCACCAUUUUACAUCACAUCCCGAAUUACAGGAAGUGGGUAGAGCCCAGUGAACAGUUCAAGUUGCGCCUGGGUUUUAUUCUAUCCAAUGGCUGUUUGAUGAUAAAUGGAUUAAAAGCCGGGGACCAAGGAGAUUACAGUUUGGAGGUAGAUAACCGUGUACUGAAAAUAAUACAGUUGUCCCUCUUCGAUAACCUGUUGGAAGCUACGAUAUUGACCAGCUCCUCCUUCCUUGCUUCUACUAUCUGGCUCAUCUGCAACGUCAGUGGAGAUCCUCAGAAGUAUCAAUGGUGGAAAAAUGGAGCAGAAAUCUCCCAGUUUCACCAGCUUAUCGAUGGCAAUCGGACUCUAAUGAUCAUGAAUGCCUCAAGACAUGACUGUGGAAUUUAUACCUGUGCGGCAACCAAUCCAGUCAGCUUCAUCCAGGCUAACCACACCCUGUUCAUUUCUGGUUUUCAUCAAGAGGACGUUGCAAUAAUUGUUCUGUCGGUGAUCUCUUCGGUACUUUCUAUUUUGCAGUGCUCGCAGUGCUCGCUGCUGAAGACAGACAAAGCUGUGAGGCGGGUCAAAUGCUUGAGGCAUUUCCUGGAUAUCUGUACCAUCAUGACCUACGUCACGACCCUCAUGAACUGUGUCACGACCCUCAGCAAACUUAUCCUCACGAAAGGUUCGGACCCUGUCGUAGUAGCGGUUUAUUGCACAGUGUCCCUUCAGCUUCUGACUUUGGGUCUGCUGCUCGCUGUCCACUGGCUAGACUGUCUCAAAAAGAGGGCAGCUAUUUUGGAAAGGACCGUAGCUGGACUUCAUGUCAUCGUGAUCAUCACUUCAGUCAUUUUUUUGGCAUUAUUAAGUCAUCCAGACUAUCAAGGCUGUGAAAGCAGCUUUAUUGUCUGGAGGGUAUUCUUUGGAGCAGUGAUCGUGGAUGCUGUGGUCUUUCUCUUCAACUUCGUUGUCGAACACCUAUCCUGCAGAAAGGAAAAUUCUGAAAUUGACCCAGCAGAUCCCACAGCUUCUGAUGAACUUCUGAUGUCUGAUUUAAAAAGCGUACAUCAGUCUUCAUUUUCAGACGACAUUUCCAGUUCAAAGCCUCAACGGUCUGAACUCAGUCUUGAUGACACCUUGGUUUCCCAGCCAAAUGCUGAGUCACAGGAAUCUUGCGUACCGGAGAACGAAGAGAAGAGCUGUGCAGUUGAAAACGAAAGCCUGGAUAGGAACAACAUGGAGUCAUAGAACACUACAACACAUCUCGUCCGUGGUGAACCAUUUCAAUUGCCAAAUCCAUCGACCUGCACCCCAAACAUCCAGAGGUUCAUAGUAUCAUGAACCCUGUGAUGGGAAUAAAGAACCAGCAGAGAUGGAAAACACUUUGUAGUCUAGUAUUGCUAUAAACUAAAAAUAUUUAUUUGUAAUUACGCAAUACAGUAAUAUAAAUGUAGAUGAAUCAAACCGGUUAGCAAUGAUUCAGUAUAUAAGUAAGUAUAUCAGUCAGUGUGGAAAUAUAUGUACGAAAAACCAAGCUUCUUUAAGUCUAGUAGUAAAAAGAUACAGUGUUACGAUUGUUACGUACCCCGUAACUGGGUUGCCAAACCAGCAGAAAUGGAUCACUCAGUUGGAGUCUGGAGUACUAGAACUAAGAAAGUUUUAUUACAGAAACAAGCAACACAGUAAUCGAAAGGAUAAUAAAUGCAACAGUUCAGUGAUGAUAAACACACAUGUGCACAGAAUUAAGAUAACAGCAUCAAUCAAGCUCUAUCGUUGUCUAGGGGUUAAAUGACCAAUUUCAAAAUGACUCAAAGUUCAGUCCAGUUUGUAGUUCAGUUCGCAGUAAUCGUUGCCAUGGCGAUGGACAAGGUGGGGGAAGAGAGACAGAGAGAACAACUCAUCAUUCAGCACAGCUUCACUCACAGACCAGCGGGAUGGCUCACAACCAGCUUUUGGGCAGGUCCUUGGUGAUGUCACCUGAGGUCACCGACUGUGACCCCUCCUCCAGAUGCGGUCGAUCCUCUGCAGUGAACCCGGCACCCAGGCAAGGGCGGACACACACCGGGUUCCCGCUGAUCGUACCUUUCCACCCUUGUCGUUGUCUGGGACUUCUCACCCACUCGUGAGAAGCGCACCGCUUCCAGGGUCUCGUUACCUCGGGUGGCGUGUGUGUCUGUCUUAGCGAACCUGUCCCUUUUUAUCCCCCUGCUGGGGUAUCGCCUGUCCAUCACUUCAAACAGUUCAGGGUUCAAAGGGGGGAGCCGCUCCAGACAGCUCUUCCUCCCACAUCCCUUCAUUACACAUCUCCAGACGCUGCUCCAUUGUUCCUUAUCUCUCCUUCCCCUGAGGGCAGGUGGCAGACCAACUGCUGAUGCCACUGAUGCUAGCCCAGGCCAGCAAACAUCUUAAUUUUAUGUGUAUUCUCGUAACACGAUGUUGAGUAAGGUUCAGUUCAGUUCAGUUCGUGGUAUUGAGUUGAGUAGUGAUGGAGAGAGAGAGAGAGUGAGUUGAGUCUUCAGGUGAGCUGAUGCCGUUGAUCUUCUCGUCAUCCUCCGAAAUCCUUUACAAGUCACCGACUGUGACUUUAACAAGGGGGACCGGUCUUCUGUGGUGGAGCUAUCACCCCAGCAAGGGUGGACACAUAGACAACUCCCCACCAGUCAACCCCUUCUCCUCCACUGCAAGAGCGAUUGGAUCGAUUCUCCAAAACCCACUUUCUCUGCGGGCACGACAAUGCUCAUUCAGUGUCCAGAUCAUGUGUCUGAAGUCUGUAUCAUCUGACCUCCUAUUUAUCUCACCGUGCUGAGCAUCAACUGUCAUUCACAGAGUCCCACCUUCCUUUGUCUGUAAAGAAAUGCAAGGAAGCACAGCUGUCCUUAAACAUCAAUAAUGUGCUGUCGGUCACCAUAGCAACCUUGGAGCUGCUCGGUGCUAUCUCCAAAGUAGAAGUUACCUCCAGUGCCCUGAAGUGACAGUCCAACCAUUAAUCUUCGUCUCUCUCCGUCUCUCUCUGUCUCUCUCCCUCUCCCUCCCUCUCCCUCCCUCUCCCUCC
This is a messenger RNA of Mobula hypostoma (lesser devil ray), 3503 nucleotides long. RefSeq lists its product as uncharacterized. The record is from RefSeq and is a predicted model, not a curated record. The transcript has 9 exons. Bases 101 to 1699 code for a protein of 532 amino acids. NCBI's taxonomy places the organism in Eukaryota, Metazoa, Chordata, Chondrichthyes, Myliobatiformes, Myliobatidae.